Molecule: messenger RNA, 912 nt
Organism: Aegilops tauschii subsp. strangulata
Lineage: Eukaryota; Viridiplantae; Streptophyta; Magnoliopsida; Poales; Poaceae
Source: RefSeq, a predicted model, not a curated record
AUGUACGUGGACGACAUCGUCCUCACGGCCUCGACGUCCGCGCUUCUACACCACCUCCAGCGCCAGCUCCUCGCCGAGUUCUCGAUGAAAGACCGCGGCCCCUUGCAUUUCUUCCUCGGCAUCCAGGUCACGCAUGAUCACACCGGCUUCUUCCUCUCCCAGAGCAAGUAUGCCGACGAGCUCUUGGACCGCGCCAACAUGACUGGGUGCAAGCCGGUCAGCACGCCCGUGGACACGCACAGCAAGCUCUCCGGCGACGCCGGGGCGCCAGUGGACGACCCCUCGGACUACCGCAGCAUUGUCGGCGUGUUGCAGUAUCUCACCAUGACCAGGCCCGACCUGGCGUAUGCCGUCCAGCAGGCGUGCCUCUCCAUGCAUGACCCGCGCACGCAGCACCUCGCGCUUGUCAAGCGCAUUCUGCGCUACGUCCGCGGCUCCUCCACACAUGGCUUGCACAUCAGCAGGUCGCGCUCCCUCGACCUUGUCGCCUACUCUGACGCAGAUUGGGCCGGAUGCCCGGACACGAGGAGAUCGACGUCGGGCUACGCUGUCUUCCUCGGCGACUGCCUCGUCUCCUGGUCGUCCAAAAGACAACCCACUGUCUCGCGGUCCAGCGCCGAGGCCGAGUACCACGCCGUGGCCAACGCAGUCGCCGAAUGCUGCUGGCUUCGCCAACUCCUCGGCAAGCUCCACGCACCGCUGCCCAAGGCAACCGUGGUCUACUGCGACAACAUUUCCUCUAUCUACGUGGCCGCCAAUCCGGUGCAUCAUCGCCGCACGAAGCACAUCGAGCUCGACAUCCACUUUGUGCGCGAGAAGGUUGCCCUCGGCGAGCUGCGCGUCCUCCACGUUCCCACGACGCAGCAGUUUGCAGACGUCAUGACAAAAGGGCUGCCUACGCUAGCGUUCUAG